UCAUCAUUAUCAUCUAUUAGCCGGCUAAUAUUUAACCUUAACUUUAGGGUGCUUGCUUUUGCAUCAGACGCAGCACGCAAACUGUAUCAUUUUGAGACUAAGCCGCGGAUUCACAUGCUGAAUAAAAAACCUGUGCCCACGUGUAGCUCAAGCAGCUUAUUGUGUCUGAUUUGCCAUGCUCGGUACAAAAGCUCUGGUACAAGGAAAACACCGCAGAUCUGUAAAACGCGAUGACUGAAAGCGCUUUUUUCCCCUUCUUUUUUUUAUUGUUUGUUUUUGUUGCUUUUCUUUUCUCUGCCCACAUUUCAGGAACACGCUUUGAUUCUUCUCCAGCUGUAAAAGGGAACGAGCAGACAAUCCCAUUGCCACCUUGUGUGGACGUCCUCCACAAAAGCUGAGCAGAACGGGGCCUUUUUCUACCUCAGGGGGGACGCAAAACAAACGAGGAUGGAAAUUAGCUUUUAAAAAAGCGCAGCCGAAGGGAAAAGCGAGCAUCUUUUUGUUAAACAAGAGCUCUCAUGAACACCAUCUGUAAAAAGUGAAACCAGACCCUUCAUUUUUUCCUCAGCUUGACUCCCAAACAUCCCAAAUCCCAAAUGAACCUGUCGCGACUUGUUUGUAAAUAAGAGCAAGACUAUUUUGUCCCUUCUUGUUGAAUGUCAGGCUCCUAAUUUCUCUGUUUAUGUUGCUUCGACGGUAACAUAAUCUUGUUUUUUAUACCCCUGUGAGCUGCAGCAGCCAGCCUGGCAGAGCGAGCAGACAGCGAAAAAAAUGAGUGUUAUCAAGUGUCAGCGCUGCUCCCACUGAUACAGUCAUGUACCAUGAGAAAGAUACAGACGACGGAAAGGCAAGCUAUGUUGGUGAAAGGGGAGAUCACGUGCGUUUGACACAGAAAUGGAGGAGGAAGUUUAGAAAGAAAGACGUUUAGGUGAUGGAGUCAGUCGGAUUCUCAGAAAGUUCUCUUCCGUGUCACAUGUGAGUCUGGGGCGCUGUUUGCCAAAGAGAGCGGCUCUAUUUUUAGGGGAAGGAAUGCACACAGGCCUCGUGGAAAGAGACCAUAACAACAAACAGUGUGCAGCACUCUGCCUGCAAAGCAAAGAGAGAGAAGCGCAUGCAGUCGCACAGCAUCACCACCACAACAACAACAACAACGAGGAAAAGAAACCACAGCAGAAUGCCAAGAUGUCUUUUGUCUAAUUUAUUUAUCUGACCUUGUUUUAAAGAGGACACCCUCUGCAGAAAACAAGCAAGACAACAAAAAUACGAGGAGACAGUUGGUGUGAAAAAAGAGAACUCUUCUGAAGAGCAAAUAAACGGCUUCGGAAAGCAGCCAUCUUGGAUUUUUAAGCAUGGACCCACCUGCUGCUGAGGUCCUUCACUACAGUGAUGAGGAACAGUCCUCCACCCUGCUUCUGCAGCUGCACAGACUGAGGGCGGAGAACAUCCUGACAGACGUCAUCCUGUGUGCUGGUCACACUGAAAUCCCCUGCCACCGUAAUGUCCUGGCGUCCAGCAGCGCCUACUUCCGAGCCAUGUUCUGCAACGACUUCAUGGAGAUCCGACAGACCAAAGUUGAUAUGAAAGGAGUUGGACCUGUAAUUCUGACCAGCAUUGUGGACUAUGUUUACACUGGACUCAUUAGCAUCAGCCUGGAUAAUGUGCUUCAUCUAAUGCAGGCGGCGUCCAUGCUGCAAUUUGGCCGCCUUUUUGAGGCCUGCUCCUGUUUCCUUCAGUCACAGCUGAGGCCAGACAACUGCUUGAGCAUGUUCAGACUCUCAGAUGUGAUGAACUGUGACAGUCUGAGAAAAAAAGCGAAAGACAUGGCCAUGGAGUGCUUUACUGACGUGUUCUUGUCUGAGGACCUGUACGAGCUUUCUUUACAGGAACUAAUGGGGUACCUGGAGGAUGACAGCCUUUGCGCUCAGGAAGAGCAGGUUUUUGAGACACUUGUUGCUUGGAUCCGUCAUGAUCCCGUCUCCAGGCGGGGGACCAUAAGCAACCUUUUCAAAAAGGUCCGUCUUCGACAUUUACACCCUACCUACCUCUUCCAGUUCCUUGCAAAUGACCCUCUGAUCCAGUCUUCCACCCUCUGCACUGAGAUCAUUGAAUCUGUAAGGCGUCUCAUGUUCUCAAUUGGCACAAGAAGCAUCAGGGACUUUGUGGUCGACUUUAAACCUCUCUGGGCCGCACCACGGCGCCGCAGCUACGAUGACACCUUGGUGGUGGUUGGAGGAAGAAGGAACAACGAGCUGACUUCAAGGGAGGCGCUGGUUUUUGAUGAGAAGAAGCAGAAGUGGCAGCGGCUCACCAAGCUACCUGUACGUCUUUACAAAGCCUCCUACAUAGCCCUUCACAGCAUACUGUACGUUCUGGGAGGCUUGACCACAAACACAAGCAGCAGCCAAGUCAGCCGGACGGUGUACACCCUCUCCCUCAAGACCAACCAGUGGAGGACAGCAGAGCCCAUGCUGGAGCCUCGCUUUGCCCACCAGAGCGUUUUCUACCUGCACUUCAUCUUUGUCCUGGGAGGCCUCGGGUCUGAUAGACAGCUGACAGCCAGUGUUGAAAGGUACAACAGUAUGUUCAACCAAUGGGAAGCCGUGGCACCAAUACCAGAGACGGUGCUGUAUCCUGCGGUCGCCGCUACCAACCAGAGAAUCUACAUGUUUGGAGGACAGGAUGCCACACACAACCCCGUCAGACUGAUACAGGUAUAUCACAUUGGCAGGAACAUGUGGUGUACGAUGGAGAACAGAACAGUGAAGAACGUGUCUGCUCCUGCUGUUGUUCUGGACGAAAAAAUCUACGUCAUUGGCGGAUACACCAGGCGGGUGAUGGCCUACGACACCGAGGCCAACAGGUUCGCCAAGUGUGCCAACCUGAAGGAGCGGAGGAUGCACCACGCCGCCACCAGCCUCAACAACAAGCUCUACGUCACAGGCGGACGCUACGUCACCGGCCAUGAUGUCGUAGAGGACACGGACACCUUCGAGUGCUUUGACCCAAAGACAGACACUUGGACGUGUAAAGGGAGGUUGCCCUUUAAACUGUUUGACCACGGCUGCCUGACUCUGACAUGCGUCACGCAGAAUUGGAAGAAAUCGUAACGAAGGCAAAAGA
Molecule: messenger RNA, 3120 nt
Organism: Gambusia affinis (western mosquitofish)
Lineage: Eukaryota; Metazoa; Chordata; Actinopteri; Cyprinodontiformes; Poeciliidae
Gene: klhl38b
Product: kelch-like family member 38b
Exons: 6
Coding region: 1350-3107 (585 amino acids)
Molecular function (GO): protein binding
Source: RefSeq, a predicted model, not a curated record